AUGGCGUUAACAGCCGCUGAUGCAAAACAUCGCGUACGAGUUUCAUCAUUCAUUUCCAUGGACACAGAAGAAUUGAUCGAGAAUACCACCGAACAAGAUCUAGAAAGCAUAAAGGGUUUUCUGCGGAAUUCGGUACACGAGUGUUCCCAGAGGGGCUUAUAUUUUGCCGCUAAAUGCUCUCAUCCGUCCUAUUCCGUCACAGAUGAAGAAGAACAAGACAAAUAUCUGCUGGCGAAAACAUAUUUCGAUGUCAAAGAGUUCGACAGAGCUGCUUAUGUCUUGAACGGCUGUGUGGGCGUCAAGCAGAGGUUUCUGAGAGUUUAUGCAAAGUAUUUAGCUGGAGAAAAACGGAAAGAGGAGGACAAUCAUGAUAUCAUGAGUCCGCUUGAUGAUCCAAAGGCGGUUAACAAGGAACUGCUUGAACUUAUUGAUGAACUUGAAACCUGGUACAACAAUGGAGAAAUGGAUGGCUUUCUACUGUACAUCUAUGGUGUAAUUCUCCGUCAACGCUGUGCACAAUCAAAAGCGACAGAAAUUCUCUUAAAAUCAAUUAAUGCGUACCCAUACAACUGGAGUGCGUGGGUUGAGCUUGUGGGAACAUUUGCUAAUCAGAGUGCGAAUGGGAUAAGCCGUAACAUAGCCUGUAUAAUUCCCAACUUACACUUUUACCCUUUAUACUUGACUCACAAGGCAAAACACAUAAGCAGCCAUCUCCCCCAGUCGUUCAUGACCAAAUUUUUCCAAUUGUAUUGCGCCGUGGAAUUGCACGAUAAUGCCAAGAAUUUUAAUCAGAUGACUGAAGAAGUGCCCAAAGUGUUUGAAAAUAAUAACUUUGUUAAGACGCAGAAAGCUAUCUAUGCCUAUCAUAAUCAAAAUUACGCAGAAGCAGAACAAGAAUUUGACUCUCUCAUCGAAUCAGAUCCAUAUAGGCUGGAUGAUAUGGAUAUAUUCUCAAACGUAUUAUAUGUCAUGGAGAAGAAGGCUAAAUUAAGUUAUUUAGCACAUAUGAGUUCUGCUACAGAUAAAUAUCGAUCGGAAACCAUGUGUAUUGUUGGAAACUACUACAGCUUAAAAUUCGAACGCGAGAAGGCAAUCUCUUACUUCAAACGUGCCCUCCAGGUGAACCGUAACUGCUUGACCGCAUGGACAUUGAUGGGACAUGAAUACGUUGAACUGAAAAAUACCCAUGCUGCUGUCGUUGCCUAUAAGCGGGCUCUUGAGGUUAACCCUCGUGACUAUCGUGCAUGGUUUGGAUUGGGACAGACAUAUGAAUGCUUACAGAUGCCGUUUUAUGCAAUGUAUUAUUAUCAACGCGCUGUCGUCCUACGGCCAUCCGAUGCACGAAUGUGGGGUGCUCUAGCAGCUCUAUACGCAAAGCAAUCUCUCCAAGUGGAAGCAAUAAAAUGUUAUCAACGUGUGCUAGGCUGUACCGACAAUGACAUAGAAUCGUCUACGGCAGCAAUUAUAAAGUUGGCGCGAUUGUAUGAGUCAUUGAAUCGGGAUAAGGCAGCUAGCUACUUUGAAAUGGUGUUACAGCAGAAGGCCCGACAACUAGCUACGGUCGAUGAGGAUGAAGCCGAACAUGCGCAUAUAUUCUUGGCAUAUUACAAACGAGACAAGGGCGAUAUAGCGGCGGCGACUUUACAUGCUCAAGAAAUGAUGGAAUAUGGUGACGCGGCAAAGGAAGAAGCAAGAAAACUAAUGAGCGAAUUGAACACACGACAAAAUGCUCUCCCAUUUAGUUAA
Molecule: messenger RNA, 1746 nt
Organism: Paraglomus occultum
Lineage: Eukaryota; Fungi; Glomeromycota; Glomeromycetes; Paraglomerales; Paraglomeraceae
Source: the annotation of a GenBank genome assembly